Lodderomyces margitis is the source of this 1326-nucleotide messenger RNA. RefSeq lists its product as uncharacterized. Lineage: Eukaryota; Fungi; Ascomycota; Pichiomycetes; Serinales; Debaryomycetaceae. Gene Ontology annotation, molecular function: hydrolase activity, acting on carbon-nitrogen (but not peptide) bonds, in linear amidines. The record is from RefSeq and is a predicted model, not a curated record. The transcript has a single exon. The coding region runs from base 1 to 1326 and encodes 441 amino acids.
AUGACUAAAAUCGAUCUCAACUCAAUCAAGAUCCAAAACGGGAGAUUGGUAGACACUAUUCAUGAAACAGCCAAAUGGGGAGCUAAGGGGGUUUGGGGACCCGGCCCCACAGAAACUGGAGUUUGUCGAUUGGCAUUGUCGGACUUGGACAAAUCAGUUCGUGAUUGGUUUGCUAAAGAAACUACUGCUUUAGGCUGCAAGAUCAAGAUUGACCAAGUAGGAAACAUAUUUGCUAUCUUUCCUGGAAAGAAUAAUGAUGCCUUACCUACUGGUGUAGGAUCUCAUUUGGAUACUCAACCAAGUGGCGGUCGAUACGACGGUGUUCUUGGAGUCUUGUCAGGGUUGGAAGUGUUGCGUACAUUAAAAGAGAACAACAUUGUUCCUAACUACCCAAUUGCCUUGAUUAAUUGGACCAAUGAAGAAGGAGCAAGAUUUCCAAUUAGUAUGGUUGCACUGGGAGUAUGGGCCGAAGCUAUUCCGUUGGAAACCUGUUUGAACUGUGAAUCGAUUGACGAUGAGACCCCUAAAAAGUUUGGCGAUGAAGUAAAAAGAAUUGGGUACGCUGGUGAUGUUGCUGCAUCGUACAAAGAAAAUCCUUUGGCUUGCCAUUUUGAGAUCCACAUUGAACAAGGCCCAAUUUUGGAGCAUGAAGGUAAGAAAAUUGGUGUUGUGGUAGGUGGACAAGCUUUCGAAUGGAACUUGGUCACUGUCACAGGAAGAUCUUCUCAUGCUGGUACUACCCCUAUGAAUACAAGAUCAGAUGCAUUGCUCAUGUCAUCAAAAAUUAUCAUCAUGGCCAUUGAGACAGCUACUGCUCAUGGCGGUCUUGCCACUGUUGGUACACUCCACUUGGCUCCUCAAUCAGUUAAUGUGAUCCCUAAUGAGGUUAAGUUUUCGUUAGAUGUGAGGCACAUCGAGGAUGAGGUUGUUGCUAAAAUAAUGUCAGAGAUAAAAACAAAAGCAACUGAUAUUUGUGAUGUUGGUAUUGGAUCAAAUCUUGCUAAACCAUUAUCUGUCAAAUUCGAUAACUUGACGGUAUCACCAGCCAUAAAGUUCAACCAGACUAAUAUCGAAACUGUUAAAAAAGCGGCAUUGCUGUUAUUUGAUAAAAAGGAUAUUAGAGAAAUUACCAGUGGUGCAGGACAUGACUCGUGUUAUGCUAGUAGGAGAGUUCCCACGUCGAUGAUUUUUAUUCCUUCAAAAGAUGGUGUUUCUCAUAGUCCAGAGGAGUACUCUUCUCCAGAAGACGUUGAUAACGGGUUUCAAGUUUUAUUGAGAACAGUAUUGUUAUAUGAUGAGUUAAGAGCAGAAAAUGAAGGAGCUUGA